AUGAAACAGCAGGAGGAGAAGAAGAGGAAGAGGGAGAGGUCUGAGAUGGAGCCGGAGGUGAUGGACCAGUUUCACCCCAACAUCAAGGUAGAGGUGGAGCAACAAGGAGACCGGCCUGUCAGGGCUUGCAGGACCACGCCCCGGAGUGAGUGCACCCCUCGACAGCAGCUCCUGGAACACUUCCUGCGCCAGCUUCAGAGGAAGGAUGCCCAUGGCUUCUUCACUUUCCCAGUGACAGACGCCAUCGCUCCAGGUUACUCUGUGAUAAUCAAACACCCCAUGGAUUUCAGCACCAUGAACGACAAGAUCACAGACAACGAGUACAAAACCGUCACGGAGUUCAAGGCGGACUUCAAGCUGAUGUGUGAUAAUGCCAUGGUGUAUAACCGCCCAGAGACCGUUUACUACAAGGCUGCCAAGAAACUGCUGCACACUGGCUUCAAGAUGAUGAGCAAAGCGGCCAUUUUAGGGGACGAGGACUUGGCGUCUGAGGAGCCCCCUCCGGAGGUCAUCUCCAUGCCCGUGGAGUCGGCGUCGGCCAAGAAAUCCAAGAAACCCAAAGACAUCAAAGAUAUGAAGGAAGUCAUCAGUUACCUGUAUGAGCCAGAGGGGAACGCCUGCAGCCUGACUGACAGCACAGCGGAGGAACACGUUCUGGCCCUGGUGGAGCACGCUGCAGAUGAAGCACACGACCGCAUCAACCGAUACAUGCCCAACUCCAAGAUGGGUUUCCUGAGGAAAGAGCCUGAUGGUAAUCUGUUGUACACUGUAGUGAAUCAGCUGAAUCCAGAAGCAAAAGAGGAGGAGACCCACCCUGUGGACCUGAGCUCUCUGUCCAAUAAGCUCCUUCCUGGAUUAACAACACUGGGUUUCAAAGAUGACAGGAGACACAAGGUGACGUUCCUGAGCAGUACCUACAACACCCAGACCCUGCAGAACAACUCCAUCUACCCAGACCUGCUGCCUGAUGAGAUGGACCUGCUCUACUCAGCCUACGGGGAUGAGACUGGGGUGCAGUGUGCUCUCAGUAUUCAGGAGUUUGUUAAAGGUUGUGGGAACGUUACUAAGCGUUUGGUUGACGGGCUGCUGGAUAAGAUGACUGCAGGGGACCACUCUAAGGCUGUCUACCAGAUCAGACAGAAAAGAAACAUGGCGUUACCAGACGAAACCAAGAGCAACAUUUACGAUAUGCAGAUGGCUGAUGGGACAGGUCUGGGAGAGGGCAGCUCAGCGCUGGACUUCAUGUCCAUGAAGAGCUACUCUGACAUGUCUCUGGAGAUGUCCAUGCUCAACUCUUUAGGGAAGUCAGUGAAGAAGGAGCCGGGGCAUGAAGACGGGGUCAGUCAGCAGCACUUUGAGGAGGCAGCCAAGCUGCUGCAGGAGUUCCAGGAGGGCCAGGUGGAGAGGGGAGGCUCCAGACCCUCCUCUAACCUCUCCUCCCUGUCAGGGACCUCCGACAGGGACCAGCACCACCUGGGGAGUCCCUCACACCUGGGUGUUGGUGACCAGUCUGAGAUGGUUCAUGACCCCUAUGAGUUCCUCCAGUCUCCAGAGCCAGGCUCCACAUCCAACAGCUGACCUAUGAGUUCCUCCAGUCUCCAGAGCCAGGCUCCACAUCCAACAGCUGACCUAUGAGUUCCUCCA
Messenger RNA from Oncorhynchus kisutch (coho salmon), 1644 nucleotides. Its product is annotated as bromodomain-containing protein 9-like. Gene Ontology annotation, biological process: regulation of transcription by RNA polymerase II. The transcript is spliced from 15 exons. Bases 1 to 1578 code for a protein of 525 amino acids. Gene Ontology annotation, cellular component: nucleus. Lineage: Eukaryota; Metazoa; Chordata; Actinopteri; Salmoniformes; Salmonidae. The record is from RefSeq and is a predicted model, not a curated record.